GAAAGUAUCAGCACCGUCCCUCAGCUACCACUCGAUACACACAGGCGCGUACGUACACAAGCUGCCGACCGGACAAAAUGAUCGUGCUGCCACUGGCAUGGACACUGUUGACAGCAUCUCUGUGGACAUCAGGUUCGAGCCAGAUCCUGCUGCAAGAACCCGUCAACACUCUUUAUCCCGAGAUCCUCAGUACUCAGUCUAUUGAGUGCGACUGCGCUAACGGUGACUCUGUCUACUGGUUCCGCAGUAUUUCCAACCACAAUAAAAUACAGUUCCUCGGCCAAUGCAACCAGGCCAACCGUGUUAGCUAUGGGAAGGAUGUGAACCAAACACGGUUCAUAUUUAGAAGCAAGAGCACUACAUCCUUUGUGCUACACAUCAUGAGUGUGACAGAAGAGGACGCAGGAACUUAUUCUUGUGUUCUCAGUGGGAAGAAAAACACAGAAACGUGGAAGCCUGGGAUUCUUCUUCGGCCGGGAGAGACCCCUCCAACAUUACCACCUAAGACAAAACCACCUGUCAAGUCGGUCUGUCACUGCAAGAUAUCUUCACAGGAUGGCUGCGGCUCCCUGGUUCUGUGGCCGUUGGUUGGACUUAUUGCGGCCCUGGCUCUAGCGCUCAUCUGCACACUGUACUACUUCAGCAGGCUACCCAAAAAAUGUCGGCACCGCUUUGUGAAGAAGCGGUAGAUGACCCAAAGCAAUGCAUCUACGGCUUAUAUCUGACUCAAAUGGCUGAGGUGCUUCACUUGAGCCGACAUCCAGUGGAGCAUGAAGGACAUGAACAUCUCUGAAGAUCAGCUCUGCUGACAACAUGCCGUGUUUAUUAACUGCAAAAUGUGCGCCAGUCAGAGAAGAGUUUGAUGUUUUCAAGAGCAGCAACAUAUUGUAAUAUAUGGAUUAUUUUUUUGUUACAUAUUUUACAAGACAGCUGCAGAGCUCCACCACGUCAUCUUCUAAGCUCUGUGCUGUAACUUUACAUCGAUCUUUCUUUUUUUUUUUUUGUCAAUAUGCAGAUGACAUCAUCAUUUAUCCACAUGCUUUUUCAAUUCAGCAGGUUUGUCAUCUGUAGCUUUGGUGUUUUACAUCAAUAUUAAAUUCGAACACAACAGAGCAGUACUUUUUCUAAAAGUGUUUAUUUACAUUAACACAUUGACCACUAAAUUUGAAAUAUAGUAUUUGCUCAUUUGCUUUUUGCUCUUUCUGCUAUUUAUUUACGUUCUUGUCUCAUAAUUAUUUCAAGCAUUUUGUUUAAAACAACACCUUCAAGUUGAUUUAUCUGUGGGCAUAUUUCUGUUAAAUCAAUAAAAUUGUAUAUUUCCAAUCACAA
Cottoperca gobio is the source of this 1329-nucleotide messenger RNA. It is a transcript of the gene cd8b, whose product is annotated as cd8 beta. Gene Ontology annotation, biological process: regulation of immune response. Bases 78 to 689 code for a protein of 203 amino acids. The record is from RefSeq and is a predicted model, not a curated record. Gene Ontology annotation, molecular function: coreceptor activity; MHC class I protein binding. NCBI's taxonomy places the organism in Eukaryota, Metazoa, Chordata, Actinopteri, Perciformes, Bovichtidae. Gene Ontology annotation, cellular component: cell surface. The transcript is spliced from 7 exons.